AUGGGAGCCAGGAGCUGCAAGCGACGUGAGUACACCUAUAAAGGAACAAGGGGAGGCACUGAAGCUGGUUGGGUAAAAGUGGGUGAGUGUGCAGGAGAAAGGGUUCUUCUAAGCCGUUUGCGGUUGUUCUUGAGCCCUGGGUAUCCAUAUGAGGAAAUUUUAAGGACAUUCCACAAUCAGACCAGCAUCAUUAUGUGCUCAUACCUUCCCAUUUUCACUAGCUUUAAUAGAACCAAAGGGGGUUUGAUUCAGUUAAACCAUGGAAGGCCUCAACCUCUUCAAUAUGUGGUCAAUGCAGCCUUUUUAGCUACGCUCUAUGGUGAUUAUCUCGAAGCUGCAGAUACACCUGGUUGGUAUUGUGGGCCCAAUUUCUAUUCAACCAAAGUGUUGCGUGAAUUUGCCAAAACACAGAUUGAUUACAUCCUUGGAAAAAACCCUCGUAAGAUGAGCUAUAUUGUGGGUUUUGGUAGUCAUUACCCAAGACACGCCCACCAUAGAGGUGCAUCUAUCCCUAGGAACAAGAUCAAGUAUAACUGUAAAGGAGGCUGGAAAUGGCGGGACAGGACGAAGCCAAACCCAAAUACAUUGGUUGGAGCUAUGGUUGCUGGCCCUGACAAGCAUGAUGGUUUCCAUGAUGUUCGUACAAACUACAAUUACACAGAGCCGACUCUUGCUGGCAACGCAGGUUUAGUUGCCGCACUUGUGGCUUUGUCUGGUGAUGGGACUACUGGGAUUGACAAGAACACCAUUUUCUCUGCAGUUCCCCCCAUGUUUCCAACCCCGCCACCACCUCCCGCACCUUGGAAACCAUGAGUUAUUGUGUCACCUCAUCUUCUAUUGCCAAGUGUGCUGUAUGACUAAUGAGUUUUUGGUGCAGUAAUAGUUUAUGGUGUUCGUAUCUCCUUAUUGUUAAGAGAAAUGCUACGACGAAGAAGGAGAUGCACAUAAGAAAGCAAUGACUAACUUCCUAAAGGCAAUGGGUUGGGGCCUGGUUGGGGAUUCCAGGGUCAUGGCCAGUGUUAAGAAUCGAUCACUGAUACUUGGGAAUGUCUCUUUCUUUUGAGUUUUUUCGUAUAUGUAAUAUAUAUGUAACCAUUAUCAUUCUUUAGACAAGAAUUUAACAGUUUGAAAUGAGUUCACAAAUCAAUUUCUAUCUUACUGAAUCAA
This is a messenger RNA of Juglans regia (Persian walnut), 1167 nucleotides long. Its product is annotated as endoglucanase 25-like. Gene Ontology annotation, biological process: carbohydrate metabolic process. The coding region runs from base 1 to 813 and encodes 270 amino acids. NCBI's taxonomy places the organism in Eukaryota, Viridiplantae, Streptophyta, Magnoliopsida, Fagales, Juglandaceae. The transcript is spliced from 4 exons. Gene Ontology annotation, molecular function: hydrolase activity, hydrolyzing O-glycosyl compounds. The record is from RefSeq and is a predicted model, not a curated record.